Lepidothrix coronata (blue-crowned manakin) is the source of this 1804-nucleotide messenger RNA. RefSeq names its product basic leucine zipper and W2 domains 1 (gene BZW1). Bases 133 to 1392 code for a protein of 419 amino acids. Gene Ontology annotation, molecular function: protein binding. The record is from RefSeq and is a predicted model, not a curated record. NCBI's taxonomy places the organism in Eukaryota, Metazoa, Chordata, Aves, Passeriformes, Pipridae. The transcript is spliced from 12 exons. Gene Ontology annotation, cellular component: cytoplasm; membrane.
CCUCUUCCUCUGGCGUCGGUUCCGCUCGCACAGCUCUCUCUCCGCCGCCACCGCUCCUCGCCGCCGCUCUCGCCCGUCUGCGCUCCGGGCCGCUCGGGCGUUUUCUCUCUGCCUUAAAGUCGGGUGUCUUUUAUGAAUAAUCAAAAGCCGCAGAAGCCGACACUAUCGGGCCAGCGUUUUAAAACCAGAAAGAGAGAUGAAAAAGAGAGGUUUGACCCUACUCAGUUCCAGGACUGUAUUAUUCAAGGUUUAAGUGAAACUGGCACUGACUUGGAGGCAGUAGCAAAGUUUCUUGAUGCUUCUGGUGCAAAACUUGACUAUCGCCGCUAUGCAGAAACACUUUUUGACAUCCUGGUGGCUGGUGGAAUGCUGGCCCCAGGUGGUACCUUGGCAGAUGACAUGACACGCACAAACGUCUGUGUAUUUGCAGCACAGGAAGACCUAGAAACCAUGCAAGCAUUUGCUCAGGUUUUUAACAAGCUCAUCAGGCGUUACAAGUACCUGGAGAAAGGCUUUGAGGAUGAAGUCAAAAAGUUGCUGCUGUUCCUGAAAGGGUUCUCGGAAUCUGAGCGGAACAAACUGGCCAUGCUGACGGGUAUUCUGCUGGCCAAUGGGACACUGAAUGCAUCGAUUCUCAACAGUCUUUACAAUGAGAACUUGGUUAAAGAAGGUGUUUCUGCAGCUUUUGCAGUCAAGCUGUUCAAAUCAUGGAUAAAUGAGAAAGAUAUUAAUGCAGUGGCUGUCAGUCUUCGCAAAGUAAACAUGGAUAAUAGACUGAUGGAACUCUUCCCAGCCAACAAACAAAGUGUUGAACACUUCUCUAAGUACUUCACUGAAGCAGGACUAAAAGAACUUUCUGAGUAUGUUCGGAACCAGCAAUCCAUAGGAGCUCGGAAGGAGCUGCAGAAAGAACUGCAGGAGCAGAUGUCACGGGGAGAUCCGUUCAAGGAUAUCAUCUUGUACGUGAAGGAGGAGAUGAAGAAAAACAACAUCUCGGAACAGACUGUGGUAGCCAUAAUCUGGUCAAGUGUAAUGAGCACGGUGGAAUGGAACAAAAAGGAGGAGCUGGUAGCAGAGCAAGCCAUUAAGCAUUUGAAGCAAUACAGCCCUCUACUUGCUGCCUUCACCACCCAAGGUCAGUCAGAGCUGACUCUUCUGUUGAAGAUUCAGGAGUAUUGUUAUGACAACAUUCACUUCAUGAAGGCCUUCCAGAAAAUAGUGGUGCUCUUCUAUAAAGCUGAAGUUCUGAGUGAAGAACCCAUCUUGAAGUGGUACAAAGAUGCACAUCUUGCUAAAGGAAAGAGUGUUUUUCUGGAGCAGAUGAAAAAGUUUGUUGAAUGGCUCAAGAAUGCUGAAGAAGAGUCGGAGUCUGAAGCUGAAGAAGGUGACUGACCUGAGAAACUCUGUCCUCAGUAAAGCAAACAGGAGCUGUAGAUAAGUGUCAUGUCUCAUGUGUCCUUCUGAUUCUUACAUCCUACCUCCCUGUAUCAAGCAUGAUAUAAGGGCUCUCAUGGCAAUUUAUUUUAACUGUUUUCUAUAGUUAUUGAAAUACUGGAUUUAGUUUUUAAAACCAUGUUCAAGUAGCUUACUGGAGCUGUUAUAGGUUUGACUCUAACUUGCAUUUGUCCUUUCAGUUACCUUCUACCUCCUGUAUUUUCUACUGUAAUACUGUCAUUUAAAGCCUUCCACAGUGAAAUCUACCUUACCCCUUGGGAUUUCUAUCUGUAUUGGAGUAGAUGUGAUAUGGUGAAUGAGACAGGGCAGUUCUGUUUGCAGAUUAAACUGUAAAAAGUCUCCAAGUGAA